This is a messenger RNA of Racocetra fulgida, 251 nucleotides long. The record is from the annotation of a GenBank genome assembly. Lineage: Eukaryota; Fungi; Glomeromycota; Glomeromycetes; Diversisporales; Gigasporaceae.
AACAUGGCAACCAACAUAUGAGUAGUGGCAGUUUGUAUGAUGAGAACAAUAUGGAUGCUAAUCAGGAAUUUGGCGACCAACAUAUGAGUAAUGGCAGUUUGUAUGAUGAGGACAAUAUGGAUGCUAAUCAGGAACUUGAAGAUAACUUGGAUUAUAGUGACCUAGAAAGCAUAUAUAACGGAAAUGAAUUUAGCGAUGAUAUAAAUAGUGGUAGUUUAGAUGAAGAAUGUCUGUUGUUACGUAAAAUGUAA